AUUAGAUGUUUUUAAACCUAAGGCUGAUCAGAGAUGUUGGUAUUUCCUGGUAUGAGUUACAAUACCCAGUCACGUGUGUAAACACGGACAUGUUUACAUGUCUGGAUACACAACAGGACUGGUACGGCUGGGUCCCUGACAUGUUAUUAUCCUUCAUCUCAUCCCAAUUUUAUGAAAUAGGCACUUCCAAUGACUUAUUUCUAUUGACUGAACACUCUAUACUUUUACAGACUAUAUUGCAGCAGAGACAAAGGAAAGGGCGGAAAAGUAAAUGUUGAUAGUUAUGAAAUAUUCAUUAUGGAUAUCAACGACUGUCAAUACGAUCAGUAAAAAUGUCAUAAAUGUGGUACAUUUCCUCGAAAUUAACAGAAAAUUCAGGAGACAAACAAAACAUUAAUUCUGUGACUUUUGUUUGAGCAAAUAUUAUACAUGUACUAGUCAUGAUAUAAUGGUCUGUAUUCGUUCAAUGAGGGCAUCUCUCAUGAUUUCCCUGCUGUAGUCAUCCAGCGAUGACAUCUGGUCCGUUGGUCGAUAUUUAUAGAUAUGAACAUGAAUGUUCAUAUGAUGCCUUCUCCGAGAUGAUUCACUCCAUCCAAGUGCUUAGUCACGUCGCGGAGUAUCAACAUGCCGUGUCGGCCCCGCGGAUUUGCCGGCUCUGUUUGCUGUGUACACACGUCUCCUGUACAGCCCAGUUCUGUCAGGGACAAUGCGAAGCUCCAGUUGUUAACUUUUCACAUGGGACGUCUCGCAGAAAAGGUCGCCAGACGAGCGGUUAUCAGCCGACAAAGACGUGACAGAAAUCUGCACAGACGUCUAGGCGCGCUGUGGACGAGUAAUACUACAGGUGUUCCCCGUUAUAACACGGAAUGGUGUCACCUGUGUAACCAAACACCUUGUCGUUGUUUCACCUGAGAGUUCCCGUGCGUGACGUCAUCCAGGUACACCCAGGUGAAACAGGUAGUGCCGGGAAACGCCCUGUUUGAAAUAGCGAUCCUCAUGUUUGGUUGUGAUCAGUCUUGCACGGGGGUGUCGUCCUGUGCUACUUAAUUACCGGUACCUUACCUGUAUGGUGAAAACAAUACCCGAACCUCUAACCUCUCACCUGCCGACCCCGCCCGCCCGUUUGACGUGUAAUUUUAUCCGGGCCGUCACGUCGUUACAGUCGUUGGCCCUUCUUUUCACAUCAAUUUGAACUUUGUGGUCCCUUUGGAAGGAAGUCAUUGUGUCUGCGCCGGCUUGAUUGUUCACGCGCGUCACCUCACGGGUCAACUGUGCCCAAUUGCAAGGCGUGUUUUGAACACGGAGGCCCCUGCCCGCUGCAGUUUCGCAGUCAGAACUGGUUUUUCUAGUCGUUGCCCUCCAAUAUGUUAAUCUCGACUCCGAGCCACGUAUCUCCUUUCUCCAAGAUGGCAGACGUCGGUGACAACAUACCGCCUGAAGAGGCGGACCAGGGGGUUGUUCUGGACGGGGAGGGGAGCGUCGAGACUCCAAGGGACGAGGAAGUUCCCGCGGAAGGCACUGAGCCCCAAACGGGACUGACUGACCCACCCGUUAAGCCACAGGAGGGAGAUUUACCAACACCAACAAACGGAGAUUCCGUGGGACAGGAGAUACCUGUCAUACAACUAGAAAACAACGACGCCUCGCAGCAAGUGCCGGCGGAAUCAGACAACGACUUGAGUCCCCAGAUCAGCAAGGACAAGCCUUCUGACACGGCUAUACCACAACUAAACGAUCCCAACAGUGAAGAGGCCAGCAAUGAGACACAAGUCACAAGCACACCUGUAAACCAGCCCGUGGACUCAUCUGCCAAAGGUUUAAUAGCCUCCGGUGAUUCCAAGCCUGAUCAAGCACCACCGGAUUCAAACGAUACUGCAACUCAAAACACCAAAACGCCAGAAAUCUCGACCAGCAACGGACCAGGGCCUGUCACAAGCACUCCUGACUCAGCGAAGACGGCGGCCAGCGCACCUGAGCAGGGGUUUAAAAUGCCUUCCACUCCAAAGACAAACGGUCUAUCCUCCACUCCAAACCGUUCAGCAGCCCCGAACUUAAAACCCGCCGGCACCCCAACCCACCGCCGUGUGGCUUCUUAUUCCGGAGACCCGGCGAAAAGUCUGUCAGCAGCCGCCAGGGAACAGGGCUUCCUCGUCUGUCAGAUCUGUUCUCGCCUUUUCACCAAGCCCAAGUUACUAGACUGUCUGCACACAUUCUGUCUUCAGUGUCUGAGGAAACAGGUGCCCCAGGGGGCUACGAAAUUCGUCUGUCCGACCUGCGACGAGGCCGUGUCCUUGGAAGGGAAGGAGAACGGGGUGGACGACCUCAGGGAUGACGUUUUUAUGGACGGGUUAGCGGAGGCGUUUAAACACCAACAGGGACUGAAGGAGACCAAGGACAUGGCUGCGGAUAUCAUGUCCUCCGUCUGUAACAUCUGCCCUGAGAAGACGCCUGCCGCCUCGCACUGCGUCCAGUGCUCGGACUUCCUCUGUCAGGAGUGCUCUCAGAUCCACCACCGUACAAAAUACACCAAGACACACCGGGUCCUCAGCCUUAAGGACUUCAAGUUCCUCCGUCACGAGGAAAACUACCAGCAGCGAGCUCGGCAGAUGGUCGCGUGUCCGAAACACGACGGGGAAUAUCUCAAGUUCUUCUGCGAUAGUUGUCAAAUCCCAGUCUGCUUACUGGGGUUGUUUGACGAACACAAAGACCACAAGUACUCCCAAAUGAAAGACAUCGUUUCCAAGACAAAGAUGGUCAUAGAGACUUUCCUCCGGUCCACAAACGACCAGAUCAGAGCGUUCGAAACCGCCAUGAAUGUAGUCGCAGAAGUAGAGAAGGACAAGAAGAAGCAGAGGGAAGACGCAGAGAGGGAGAUUAUGGAGAGGGUGGAACUGUUCACGAAGUCUAUACUGGACUACAAGGACGGUCUGCUCAGCGAUCUGGACAUGAUGUUUACCCAGGAGAGGGUAGAACUAUCCACUGAGAGGGAGAAGUUAGAAUUCCAGGUCGCCAAACUGAGAUCGAGCUGCGAGUUCACAGGAAAGCUCCUCAAAUAUGGGACCCAGACCGAAGUGGUUGACUAUCAGGACCACGUGACCAACCGAUUGAACCAGCUGUCGUGUCUCGUUCCCAGGCAGACGGUGGGUGACAUCGACGCCAUCAGAGCCACCAAACUCAAGUUCAUCACCGAGGACGCAGACGUGCAGUAUAUCGUGCAAAAGCUCGGCUACAUAGAGAACCAGGCUCCGGACAUCCUGAACCUGUCCACGGAGGGCCGGCAGUCCAGCCUGCACGACAUCCUGGAGACAUCGGACAGUCUGAAGGUCAGCGGCCUGGCGGACGGAGAGGAGGACGAGGGAGUGGACCCAGGGGUGACCGGGAGAGCCAGGCUAAUGUUGGAGUUCGGAGGAAAAGGAGAUGACGAUGGACACUUCAUGGCGCCGGCAGGUGUGCAGGUCACUCCUGAAGGGGACUUCGUGGUCGCCGACUCGGACACAAGACGUCUACAGGUGUUUGACGGAAGCGGGAAGUUCAAGUACAAGAUCAAGACGUCCAUGUACCCGCGGAACGUGGCCAUCACCCAGGACAACAUCUUCAUCGUCAGCGGGAACCUGCACGGCGAGGGGAAGGUGCAGAUGUUGACUCCGACAGGAAGCUUCCUUGGCGAGUUUGGCACGACGGGCCAGUUCGAGUACGCGUACGGGCUGGUGGUGGAUAAGAACGGGCGGAUCGUGGUGACGGACGUCCACAAACACCGCGUCAGUAUCCACCUGCCGGACGGGAGACUUAUCCACCAGUUCGGAGUGUUUGGAAAUGAGGACCACCAUUUUAACAAACCGUACAACGUGGCCGUUAACGCCAAGAACAACAUCCUGGUCUCCGACAAGCACAACCAGUGUGUCAAGAUGUUCGACUCACGAGGCACCUUCAUCAAAAAGGUGGGGCGAGACGGAACGAAGGACAACAACCUUGUCUUCCCGUACGGGCUCUGUGUGGACGCUACAGACGACAUCAUCGUGGCCGACAGCACUCCCUACCCCGUCAAACUGUUCGACUGCGACGGGAAGUUCAGGGAGUAUCUCAUCAUCAGCGACGAGCCGCAGCAAGGGCCGAGGGCACUCUGCAUUACCCCUGAGGGUCGCCUGGUGGUGUCAGAGCGAGAUAAACAAGUCGUGAGGGUUUACAGUCUGUCUUAAGUUGUUGCCACAGUAAACAAAAACGCUACCGGCUUCGGAUCGGUAUUUUCGAAAAUACGUUAGAAUAUAAUACGUAUAGUAUACGUAUAUGUAUGAAUACGUAUAAUAGAUUAUUUCUCUACUAUGUUUAAAGAAAUGUGACGGUGACGGUAUACGUAUUUCACUAUAGAAAAUGUAAAGAUAUCGAUAUCAAUAUCCUAUAGAUAUGUGAAUUGUUGCCUACUUAACAUUUUAUGAUCUACGGGUUAGUGUAAAUUAUUAGAGCAUAUAUCGAACACACAAAAACCUAAUAACUAAGACCAUUGAGAAAGCUGAUAUAGAAUUAUAGUAUAUGUACUUUAAUCCAGUUUUUCAAAACUGCGAAGUCAGUACAUAGUCCAGUAGUUGCAAAGUUACGCUUAGUAACGGUUGAGAGUUAUUCAAACAUCGAGCACAUUGUUUCACCGCGGGGAUUGGUGGACUAUGAUGAAUGAGUGGUACUGUGUACUUAACAGGAAAAGAUUAUGGUGGCUGUGUUAACAUAUUGUGCAAUUGAUCAUUCAGUUCAGUAGUUUUUUUUAAUUAUUAUUAAUAAGCUGUUCACUGAGCAGAAUUCUAAUGUUUACCUCCCACCACUGACCCUUCCUGCUCUGCUCUUUGACAUCAUUAUAUCGCUGUAUAGCAGUAACCCAUCUACCAGCUUGUAUCCGUUUCAACUUGUAUUUAGGUUUCCAACUGAAUGGCUAGAAGAAGUGUGUCUAAAGCUACUUUUGGUGAUAUUUAUGCGAGAACGUUAUUUAUAGUCAUUACGUGCGUAUAGUUUGUUUGUGGCAUACUUAUCAAUAUGUAUGCCAUUGUAUGGGUGCUAGACAUAUAUCGACUUUGUUUUGUACAUGGGCACUGGCAAGCAAUACGAUGUGUCCGGCACUGUAUCGGCGUUGGGCAUCCAGCCAAAAUAGCAAUUAGUAUUAGGUGAAAGAGAGCAAUAUAUUACAGAUACAUGUGUCAGAAAUCAUAGCAACUAUGUUUGAUGUUCAAGAAGAAUGUCAUGAUUUUCAAGGAUGGUCCCAGAUCAG
Messenger RNA from Branchiostoma belcheri (Belcher's lancelet), 5251 nucleotides. RefSeq names its product E3 ubiquitin-protein ligase TRIM71-like. The record is from RefSeq and is a predicted model, not a curated record. The coding region runs from base 1365 to 4196 and encodes 943 amino acids. The transcript has 9 exons. Gene Ontology annotation, cellular component: nucleoplasm; chromatin. NCBI's taxonomy places the organism in Eukaryota, Metazoa, Chordata, Leptocardii, Amphioxiformes, Branchiostomatidae. Gene Ontology annotation, molecular function: protein binding; zinc ion binding; ubiquitin-protein transferase activity. Gene Ontology annotation, biological process: positive regulation of DNA-templated transcription.